GUUAAAUUAUCAGGAAGUGAAGGUUUUCGCGGAGAUGUUUACCAAACUAUCUUAGGUCGUUACUAGGUACCUUUUGCUAUAUAUUGUAUCACAUUAGGGGCGUCGCUAAUUUUCAGAAAUGGCAAAACUACAGCUUUUGAAUGCUUAUCUCACCGAACGGUUAAUGGUAGCUGUAGAUGAGAUCCUGGAGGUGGUCGGCGGAACAGUGUCAGAAUUUGAGGAGGAGACUGUCCGGACAAGGAGAGAGAAUGAACUCCUAAAACGAAGGCUGCGAGAAAUUGGAAUCGACACGGACACGGAGUGGUCGGCAGACUCAACGAGACCCAUCUCUCUGUCUGUGUCUGGGCAGCAACCGUGGUGUUCCGACCAAGGUCUGGACCCUGGGCCUACUCAGACCCAACAGAACCACACACUAACGGGCCAGGAUGAAAGGCCAUCCUCCCCAGGCCAGCUACCCGCUGAUUGCGCUCAGUGGAAAAAUCUGUGUGAGUCUCCCCGUCCCCUCUCCUCACAACAGGCUGACACUUCAGACACCGCCCCACAAGUGGUUUCAAUGACUUCAGCGUCUGUUAAAAGGGACUUGGACGAAGAAGAACAGCAACCGCCUUCAUCGUCAGACCCUUUCAGCAGCGCAUCAUGCGCUGUGGACAAAGUCGUUUUGCGUUAUAACUCUGAGGGUAUCAAAAGUGAGCCUGCAGAAAUCAGCCCUUCUCACUCUGGGUCUGUAAGUGCGCAGAUGGGUUACGGCGAACCAAGCACCAGUUUAGGCCAAGUACCGCCCGCUGUUGAGAAAAGGUACGCUGUUUCUGAUCUGAGUGCCGACCUGGAGUUGGUGGUUGCGGAGAGCAGUAGGUACGGCAGCACCACUGCCACGGUCACUGCGGAACUGGCAUCAGCGAGUUCGGUCGCAAUACCAGACACCUUUUUUCGACAGAUUGGUAGUGACGGUUGUGUAACAAAUGGACCAGAACUAGACUUUGCUGAUGCCGCUGUUGUUUCCGGAGUUCCCCUGGCCUCCCAGUUUUACCCGGGUCCAACUAGACGUCAGCAGCAAACAAACAGACCAACCAAUCGGGGUCGUCAACAAAUAAACCGGUCCAUGAACAACAGGUGUCCACAGCAACCACAAAGCCAGGGGGACCACAGGAGCCACCCUUGCCCUCAGUGUGGCAAGAUAUUCAGUCACGUGUCCCGCCUCAAGAUUCACCUUCGUAUCCACACAGGGGAAAAGCCAUACGUCUGCGCUCUCUGCGGUAAGCGCUUCAACAACGAUGGUACUCUGAGGAACCACCGGCGCGUUCACAUGGAACUACGGCUGUACAGCUGCCCCGUCUGCGGCAUGAGCUUCAAGGACGCCUACACUUGCAGGAAGCACCAGCGUGUUCACAACGGGAUGCGGCCCACUGGUGGCGGGGCCCACACGUGCAGCCUCUGCGGAAAGGCAUUCAGCGACGCGGCCAAGUUGGCCAAACACAUCAGGACUCAUGUGUCGGACAUGGGAUGAGAGUGUUAAGGAUGAGAUCUUCAUGCUGUUGAUAUUGGGGUUUUGAUGGCUGCUUGUUAAUACUAAGUACAUACCUUGGAAUAUAAAUGCCAGUAAAAAAAAACUUGACUUAGUGUGUCUGUGUGUAUGUGUCUGUACCUCUUCAUGGACGCGACAAAUGAAACAGCCUUUCUCCAAUGCAUUUUAAAAGAAAACAGGCAGGUGUAAUCAGCAAUGCGUGAGGAGAGGAGGGGAGAAAAGGCAUCUAAGUGAACAACUGAAGACCUCAGAAAAGAAAGUGAUUAAACAGCUUUCAUUAAGAUUGUUGCCGUGGACUGUUCCAUUGGGCAGCGUCUCAGUCAACUGUAUAAAACAAAUCUCUAUACUCUGAUUUGAUUUGUGAUGGAGUAUUUCUUUUUAGGAUUUCAAAAUAUUUGCUUAUAGACAAUAUGGCCAGAAGUAUGUGGACACCCCUACUAAUUAUUGAGUUCAGGUGUUUCAGACACACCCAUUGCUCACAGGUGGAUCAAAUCCAGCCCAGAGCCAUGAAAUUCUCCAAAGACAAACAUUGGCAAUACAGUGGGUCGUACUGAAGGGCUCAGUGACUUUAAAUAUGGCCCUGUCAUAGGAUGCCAUCACAAUGCCCGUAAGUGAAAUUCAUGCCCUACUUGAUCUGCCCUGGUCAACUGUGCUAUAAUUGUGAAGUGGAAACGUCUAGGAGCAACAACCACCCAGCCACGACCACGCAAAUCUCACAGAGCAGGGCUGCCAAGUGCUUAAGCAUGUAAAAAUCUGCUAAUGUCUGUUGCAUCACUCACCCCAGAAUUCCAAACUGCUUCUGGAAGCAACAUCAGCAACAAGAACUGCAUUGGGAGCUUCAUGAAAUGGGUUUCCAUGGCUGAGCAGCUUUCCGGUCAAGCCUCACAUCAAUAUGCACAGUGCCAAGCGUCGGCAGGAGUGGUGUAAAGCACACUGCCACUGGACUCUGGAUCAGUGGAUACCUUCACUGGAGUGAUGAAUCAUUUUUCACUAUCUGUCAGUCUGUUAUUUGGCGGAUGCCAGGAGAAUGGUACUUACCAGAAUGCCUAGUGUCUACUGUUAAGUUAGGUGGAUGAGGGAUAAUGGUCAAUGUGUUUCAGUGUUUGGUCUAGGCCCCUUAGUUCCAGGGAAGGGUCAUCUUAAUGCUACAGGAUACAAAGACAUUUAAAAAAAAUUGGUUGCUUCCUACUUUGUGGCAACUGUUAGGGGAAGGCCCUUUCCUGUUUUGGCAUGAUUGUGCCCCUGUGCACAAAGUGGGGUCCAUAAGGUCAUGGUUUACCGAGACUGGUUUGGAGGAACUUGAGUGACCUGCACAGAGCCCUGAGCUCAACCCCAUUGAACCCCUUUGGGAUUCAUUAAAAUGUCGAACUUCACGUCCAACUCCAGGGGUGGGGCAACUCUAUAUUAAUACCCAUGGUUUUAGAAUGGGAUGUCCAACAAGCUCCUAUAGGGGUGAUGGCCGGAUAUCCACAUGCUUUUGGUCAUAUAGUGUGUCACGAAUAUUUGAAAUACAUCGGUUUUACUGUUUGUAAAUUAAAGCACUUUUCUUGUCCACCUUGGUUAAAAAGUUAAGUAUUAGGACAAAUUCACUUAGUUUAUGUGUAUUCGUAAAUUUGAUAUUUGUGUUCAUGUUCCAUGAACACAAUGACUUACAAACAUGUCAGUUGCAUUUUGUGGUUGUUUGCCCAAUAUCAACUAAAUACCACUUUGGAGUAUGAAUAUAUGUU
Esox lucius (northern pike) is the source of this 3249-nucleotide messenger RNA. RefSeq names its product zinc finger protein 90. Gene Ontology annotation, cellular component: nucleus. The record is from RefSeq and is a predicted model, not a curated record. The coding region runs from base 119 to 1504 and encodes 461 amino acids. NCBI's taxonomy places the organism in Eukaryota, Metazoa, Chordata, Actinopteri, Esociformes, Esocidae. The transcript is spliced from 2 exons.